This is a messenger RNA of Dermacentor albipictus, 2296 nucleotides long. RefSeq names its product cholecystokinin receptor type A-like. The record is from RefSeq and is a predicted model, not a curated record. Gene Ontology annotation, biological process: neuropeptide signaling pathway. Gene Ontology annotation, cellular component: plasma membrane. Lineage: Eukaryota; Metazoa; Arthropoda; Arachnida; Ixodida; Ixodidae. Gene Ontology annotation, molecular function: neuropeptide receptor activity.
UGUUGUCGAUUGGCACCGGCGCGCGUCUGGCGCGCGCGCGUUUUCGCCUGGCGAAGUCGCGGCGCGUGGUAGUUCCGAGCUGUUUGGCGCGUCCCGACGCGGCGAUCGGCGCCAGAAUCGUGGCGCGUCGCUUCGCGUUCGGCAGUUCGCGCAGUGAUUAACGGCGCGCUUGGGGUGUCGGGGCAAGAAAGAAGCGCGCGUGCGUCAAGGAAAACCAUGAAGACGUCGUCUUCGUCGUUCACGUCGUUGGUGUGCCGACGACGCGCGCACUGAGGUGACCCGAGCCGACCGCCGACAUGUGCCGCGGCGCGGAGUCCACCAACAGCAGCGGCGACGCGCUGUCCAACGAGACGGCCGCUGCCGAAGCGCUGGCCUCCGCCGCGGCCGGCUGCUGGACAGGCAUCAGCUUCGAGACGGCCUUCAGGAUUCUGCUGUACGCCAUCAUAUUCGUGUGCGCCGUUGUGGGAAACUCGCUGGUCAUCAUCACGCUCGUACAGCGUCGGCGCAUGAGGACCGUGACCAACGUGUUCUUGCUCAACCUGGCCGUCAGUGACUUGUUGCUGGGAGUAUUCUGCAUGCCCACCACUCUGGUGGGCAGCGUGCUCAGGAAUUUCGUGCUUGGAGCGGCCAUGUGCAAGCUCAUACCUUAUCUCCAAGCCGUGUCAGUGUCCGUGUCGGCCUGGACGCUGGUGUCCAUUUCACUGGAGCGGUUCUUCGCCAUCGUUCGGCCGCUCGAGUCACGUCGGUGGCAGACCCGGUCACACGCCUACAAGGUCAUCCUGAUGGUCUGGCUCUGCUCCAUGGUCACUAUGCUGCCCAUCGCCGUCCUCUCGCAGUUGGUGCCCCUGCGUGGAGAGCGCAAGAAAUGCCGGGAAGUGUGGCCCAACGUGACCUCGGAGCGCGUCUUCAACGUGUACCUGGACGUGACGCUCUUCCUGCUGCCGCUGGUCAUCAUGUCUUUUGUGUACAGCUGCAUCGGCGCCACCCUCUGCCACGGCAUGAAGCUCGACAACAAAAGUACGCUGUGCUGCUGCUCGCUAGUCCACCGGGCCUUGGCGCGCCGAUGCAGGGGUUGCGCCGCCCCGGCUCCCGAAACCGAACAGCACCCCUCAAAAGAUGAGGAACUCAUGUCGACGGCCGUGGUACACGAGGAGUACCACACUAACCCCAACAUGCCGCAGCUCAUGGCACCCCCCGACGUGGAAGCCAGGCUUCAAAAAAUGCCAAGGAAACAGUUUAUCUUCAGGGGAAACUACCGCAAGAGCCGGGCCUCGAAGCGGCGCGUGAUCCGGAUGCUGUCGGUGCUGGUGCUGGAGUUCUUCGUGUGCUGGACGCCGCUGUACGUGCUGCACACGUGGACCGUGUUCGACGCGCACGCCGCCUACAGCCGCGUGCCAGCGGGCGCCUUCGCCGCCGUCCACCUGCUCGCCUACGUGUCUUCCUGCUGCAACCCCAUCACGUACUGCUUCAUGCACGACAAGUACCGGCAGGCGUUCCGCAACGUCCUCGCCUGCUCGAGCGCCUCGGGCCGCCGACGCCGGCGCUGGUCGUCGACCAAGAGCCACGACCGCUUCGUGUCGCUCAACAGCAUCUGCAGCAACGGCAAGAAUGCUAGUGGCAAAGGAUCUUUACGAAGCACGUUCACAAGCCGGCUGUCCAGUCUCAAGGAAGAGAGAGCAACCAACGAUUUCAAUGAAGCCGCUGACCAAAAUCACGCCGUGUGCAAGGGCCCGGUGACAUCCCUCGCUGACGGCGAGUCCUCCUCUUCCUGCAACAUGUCCACGUACUGCGGCAGGCGCCUGGAUGUCGCGAACGCCAGCGACACCGAGUCCUGAGUGUCCCGUGCCGGGCGGCCUCGCUUCCGCCCGGAAAUAACUUGCGCUACGGCAGGCGCAUCAACGGCCGCGCUUCAAGGCAUUCGCCGCAACCGGAAGAGUCCUCCGGUGACAGAUGAGCUGUGUCGUGAGCGCAAGACUGUGGUGCGGAGAUGGACACACUGCGCUGGCAUCCCGGCACCCGUGCUCGCUUUUCCUCCGGCUUCUGUCUCGUGGCCGUAAUUGUGUGAUAUUGGCGACGCUCGCAAGGACAUGGCGCGCGCGCCUUUCUCUUUUCUCCUGGUCAGUUCUGAACGUGCCAUGGUCACAACUGUGUCGUGUCGCCUAACCGAAUGCCAGCCAUUCGGCAACCAUUCGGGUGGCUCUUGCUCCUGUGCGUGUAAGGAUCAAGUAUUCGUGCGUCCCACCCGCCCUAUGGGCUCUCAUCUGUGUAAAUAAAACCCUUUAUUCAUUAGUCAUUA